CCAAAUAUACAAACAUAAAGCACAACAUGUCUAUAAUUUCAGAAAUGGGAAAUCAUAGGGCUCUGAUCACUCAGCAUACCUUGGUUGUCCUCCUGAUACUGACUCAUUCUGAGUGAGGUCAGUAGGGACAUCUGAUCGUGGGAUGGGAUUGGGGAUUGCCAAAGUCUUCGUGAGAGGGGAGAAUUGGGACUAGAGACCAGUUGGACUUAUCUGAAUUCCUUCCCCCAGUAUGUCACACUCUUCUGGAUGCAAAGGAAUUAGGGAUGGGAAAAUUUAAACUAUUGCGGUCUGGACCUGGUUUCCCUCUAGGUUCAUUAGCAAAUCUUAAAAUGCAUAGGCAUAAACUGGUGUUCUUGAGAGUUGAUGUAUGUAAUCUAGCCAGAAACUGAAUCUAGAUCCCAUGUAUUAUCCUUUCUGCUCUUCCCCCACAUCGGUUUAUGGAAGAAUAUGGAGUUUGGGAGUGUGGCUUAGGGACUAGACUAGACUCAUGAUCUGUCACAUGCCUGGAUAUUGGGGGAAGUGUGUGGAGAAGCUCAUGACUGGACCUGGGUUGGGGAUUUUAGUAAUAGAGACAGAUAAUGUUCAUCAGGCAUCCCGUCAAUGUUUUAGCAACAAAGAAGUCACAUGUGAGUUUGUCAGUGCCGUGGCAUUGAUUCAUGUGCUGUCAUAAAUUACCAAGAAUACUGGUUUUGGUUACUUUUAGAACUAGUUGCAUCUGGACUUUCUGGGCAUAUCCUUCCUCAGCAAAACUAUGUUAGGCUGGGAGAGCUAUUCCUGUGCAUGGAAGCAAUGACAGUGGUUAACCAACAAGCUUAUAAAUACAAAUGAUUUUGGAGCCUAUGGCUUCCCUUAUAUACUCCUUCCUAGUCAUUUUUACUUAUUCCCUCAUCUCUGAUGUGUCAGAUACAAAUUCAAAAACAAGUUCUAAAGUUGGAGAGGUGGAUAACAGGAAAAGAUAUAAUCCACCAAUGUAAUAAUAAGACUAGGACUGUCCCUCUAUCCACCAAAAAGAAGGCAAUCCCCAGCUUGAGUGUGUAUUGAGGUCUAUUUUUUGUCUACCCUCAAAGACAGUCAAUCUAAAAGCAGCUCUCCACCUUGGCUUGCACACUCCACAUACAGACACAGACACUGCAAAUUCGCUGCCUCCUUCCCUCCUCCCUAAUCCCCCGUCUCAGCAUUUCUGUCCCUGCCUCCCUCCCCUAUCCGAGAUUUCCAGCCAACAGCUGGCGCUGACUUCCGCAAUUCGGAUGGAAUAAAUCCUGCACUCCUGGUCAUCCGCCCACAUCAACACUUCCUUGCAGAAACGAGCCCAGAGGACAGAUGCCCAUCAGCAGGAUGUGGGGGUUUGAGGUUCUGUUGUUGCUGCCCAUGGUGAGCUCUGCUCUCUACCCUGAGGAGAUACUGGACACCCAAUGGGAGCUAUGGAAGAAGACCUACAGGAAGCAGUAUAACAGCAAGGUGGAUGAAAUCUCUCGGCGUUUAAUUUGGGAAAAAAACCUGAAGCAUAUUUCCAUCCAUAACCUUGAGGCCUCUCUUGGUAUCCAUACAUAUGAACUGGCAAUGAACCACUUGGGGGACAUGACCAGUGAAGAGGUGGUUCAGAAGAUGACUGGACUCAGAGUACCCCCAUCCCGUUCCCGCAGUAAUGAUACCCUCUAUAUCCCAGACUGGGAAGGCAAAGCCCCAGACUCCAUUGAUUAUCGAAAGAAGGGAUAUGUUACUCCUGUCAAAAAUCAGGGUCAGUGUGGUUCCUGUUGGGCUUUUAGCUCUGUGGGUGCCCUGGAGGGCCAACUCAAGAAGAAAACUGGUAAACUCUUAAAUCUGAGUCCCCAGAACCUGGUGGAUUGUGUGUCUGAGAACGAUGGCUGUGGAGGGGGCUACAUGACCAAUGCCUUCCAGUAUGUGCAGAAGAACCGGGGCAUUGACUCCGAAGAUGCCUACCCAUAUGUGGGACAGGAUGAAAGUUGUAUGUACAACCCAACAGGCAAGGCAGCCAAGUGCAGAGGGUACAAAGAGAUCCCUGAGGGGAACGAGAAAGCCCUGAAGAGGGCGGUGGCCCGAGUAGGACCCAUCUCUGUGGCCAUCGAUGCAAGUCUGACCUCCUUUCAGUUUUAUAGCAAAGGUGUGUAUUACGAUGAAAACUGUAAUAGCGAUAAUCUGAAUCAUGCGGUUUUGGCAGUGGGAUAUGGGAUCCAGAAGGGGAAAAAGCACUGGAUAAUUAAAAACAGCUGGGGAGAAAACUGGGGAAACAAAGGCUAUAUCCUCAUGGCUCGGAAUAAGAACAACGCUUGUGGCAUUGCCAACCUGGCCAGCUUCCCCAAGAUGUGACUUCAGCCAGCCAACCCUAUCCUGCUCUUCCAUUCCUUCCGAUGAUGGUGCAACGAAGUGAUGUACUUUGGAAGGGAGUUGGUGUGCUUGCUUGAAGCAGAUAUAUUGAUACAGAGAUUGUCCAUUCAUUCUCCUCAUUUGUUUGUGCUUCAGGUGACACUCCUACUACUCUCCUUCUCUCCACCCAAGGCCUUUAUUUUUCACUGUGGCCACAGUAGGAAUUUCCCUAACAGGUAUGCAAUCUUAGGCUAAGAGAUGUGACCACAACCUGCCCUGACUGUGUUGUCCUGGGGCUGAUGCUGUGCAAACAGAAGAGGGAGAUCUUCAGCUAGGUUGGAUGCUCAUUCACAGGGCCUAGUUAGCUUUGACCACUCUAGGGGGCAAAGGUAAUCUGACUUGUCAAUCUCCAUGUUCACUUCUUCUAUAUCCCAAGGUAGAAAUAUCUAUGUUUUACACCUCAAUUCAUAAAUUUAUUCAUCAAUUUUUGGUACAAGUUAACAUGAUAAAAGAAAUGUUUCCUUUUUCUUCUUUGCAUUUUUAAAAUAAACCUAAUAUUUAUCUCUUGUCUAUGACUUAAUAAAUAGCUAUUUAGUAACCACUCAUUUUGUGUUGGAUACUGUGCUAGGUGCUGGAGACAAAAAAGUGAAUAAAACAUAUUCCUUAUA
Molecule: messenger RNA, 2993 nt
Organism: Miniopterus natalensis
Lineage: Eukaryota; Metazoa; Chordata; Mammalia; Chiroptera; Miniopteridae
Gene: CTSK
Product: cathepsin K
Biological process (GO): proteolysis
Molecular function (GO): cysteine-type peptidase activity
Source: RefSeq, a predicted model, not a curated record